Triticum aestivum (bread wheat) is the source of this 543-nucleotide messenger RNA. Its product is annotated as ribulose bisphosphate carboxylase small subunit, chloroplastic 1. The record is from RefSeq and is a predicted model, not a curated record. Lineage: Eukaryota; Viridiplantae; Streptophyta; Magnoliopsida; Poales; Poaceae.
CCGGCAAUGGGGCCUCAAGUGUAGCCAGCAUCCUCCUCUCCGCCGAUAAUACAAUACCAUGGCCCCCGCCGUGAUGGCUUCGUCGGCUACCACCGUCGCACCCUUCCAGGGGCUCAAGUCCACGGCCGGUCUGCCCGUCAGCCGCCGCUCCAGCGGCAGCCUCGGCAGCGUCAGCAAUGGCGGAAGGAUCAGGUGCAUGCAGGUGUGGCCGAUUGAGGGCAUCAAGAAGUUCGAGACCCUGUCUUACUUGCCACCCCUCUCCACGGAGGCCCUCCUGAAGCAGGUCGACUACCUGAUCCGCUCCAAGUGGGUGCCCUGCCUCGAGUUCAGCAAGGUUGGCUUCGUCUUUCGUGAGCACAACAGCUCCCCCGGGUACUACGACGGCCGAUACUGGACAAUGUGGAAGCUGCCUAUGUUCGGGUGCACCGACGCCACGCAGGUGCUCAACGAGGUGGAGGAGGUCAAGAAGGAGUACCCUGACGCCUAUGUCCGCGUCAUCGGCUUCGACAACCUGCGCCAGGUGCAGUGCGUCAGCUUCAUCGC